AUGGGGGGGACGAAGGUUAUUUGCCACCUCGAUGACCGGGAGACGCCGUGCCUGGUCAAGCUGCCGGUCCCUGCUGACCGGGUCAUCCUGGCGGACUUUAAAAGUGUGCUCAACAAACCUAACUACAAGUUCUACUUCAAGUCUAUGGACGACGACUUUGGAGUAGUGAAGGAAGAAAUCUCAGAUGACAAUGCCAAGCUCCCAUGUUUUAAUGGCCGUGUGGUGUCCUGGUUGGUGUCAGCAGAUGGUUCCACAGAUGCUGGCUCUGUGUGUGCAGACAGCCAGUCAGAUCUUCCACCCCCCAUAGAGUGGACAGGAGGCAUUGGGGAUUCGAGACCUCCAUCUUUUCAUGCAAAUGCUGCUGGCAGUCAGGACAACUUGGACAAUGAGACGGAGACAGAGUCCGUGGUAUCUUUACGAAGGGACAGGCCACGCCAAAAGGAAGCAAAUGAACAUGUGCAUCGAUUCAACGGCCAUGCGAAGAUGGAGCGACGGCAUGACAUGGGUGGUUAUGAGAGCUCAUCCACACUGAUGAGCAGUGAGCAAGAGUCCACCAGCUUCUUUGACUCUGAUGAUGAUGACUCAGCAAGCUGGUUUAGUAGCUCAACAGAGCAGAGCAGCUCCAGCCGACUGAUGAGAAGACAUAAAAGGCGGCGGCGGAAACCCAAGGCCCCACGUGUGGAGCAGUCAUCCUCCUUCAGCAGCAUUACAGAUUCCACAAUGUCUCUAAACAUCAUCAUGGUCACGUUAAAUAUGAAGAAGUACAAUUUCUUGGGCAUUAGCAUUGUGGGGCAGAGCAAUGAAUGGGGAGAUGGAGGCAUUUAUAUUGGUUCCAUCAUGAAGGGUGGAGCUGUGGCAGCGGAUGGUCGAAUUGAACCAGGAGACAUGCUUCUGCAGGUCAAUGAUAUCAACUUCGAAAACAUGAGCAAUGAUGAUGCUGUACGUGUUCUAAGGGAGAUUGUCCACAAACCAGGGCCUAUAACUUUGACCGUGGCAAAGUGCUGGGACCCAACACCUAGAGGCUGCUUCACGCUACCCAGGAGUGAGCCAAUUCGACCUAUCGACCCGGCAGCCUGGGUAUCACAUACGGCUGCCAUGACAGGGACGUACCCAGUGUAUGGUAUGAGCCCUUCCAUGAGCACGAUCACUUCCACUAGCUCCUCCAUCUCCAGCUCUAUUCCUGAGACUGAACAUUUUGAUGACUUCCACUUGUCCAUCCACAGCGAUAUGACUACUAUUGCUAAAGCCAUGGCAUCGCCAGAGUCGGGUCUGGAGGUGCGAGACAGGAUGUGGCUGAAGAUAACCAUUCCUAAUGCAUUUAUAGGUUCUGAUGUAGUGGACUGGCUGUACCACCAUGUGGAGGGUUUCACUGACCGGCGCGAUUUGCUCAAAGCUGGCUACAUCAGGCACACCGUCAACAAGAUUACUUUCUCUGAACAGUGCUACUAUAUCUUUGGGGACCUCUGUGGCAAUAUGGCACAUCUGUCCUUGAAUGACCAUGACGGCUCUAGUGGAGCUUCAGACCAGGACACUUUGGCACCUCUCCCUCAUCCUGGGGCUGCACCUUGGCCACUUGCCUUCCCAUAUCUGUACCCAGCACCACACCCUUACAGCCCUCAUCCAGGUUUUCAUGACCCUGGCUACAGCUAUGGAGGUGGAGGUGGAAGUGGAAGUGCUGGCAGCCAACACAGUGAAGGAAGCCGAAGUAGUGGUUCAAACAGAAGUGGAAGUGAACAACGGCGGAAGGAAAAGGAAGCGGGCAAGACAGGGGGUGCAGACUCCAAAUCAGGGGGCAGUGAUAUUGUUGUACAUUUGUAG
Polypterus senegalus (gray bichir) is the source of this 1818-nucleotide messenger RNA. RefSeq names its product segment polarity protein dishevelled homolog DVL-3-like. Gene Ontology annotation, cellular component: cytosol. Gene Ontology annotation, biological process: intracellular signal transduction; canonical Wnt signaling pathway. Lineage: Eukaryota; Metazoa; Chordata; Cladistia; Polypteriformes; Polypteridae. Bases 1 to 1818 code for a protein of 605 amino acids. The transcript has a single exon. The record is from RefSeq and is a predicted model, not a curated record. Gene Ontology annotation, molecular function: frizzled binding.